Molecule: messenger RNA, 786 nt
Organism: Apaloderma vittatum (bar-tailed trogon)
Lineage: Eukaryota; Metazoa; Chordata; Aves; Trogoniformes; Trogonidae
Product: sulfotransferase family cytosolic 1B member 1-like
Exons: 7
Biological process (GO): sulfation
Cellular component (GO): cytoplasm
Molecular function (GO): sulfotransferase activity
Source: RefSeq, a predicted model, not a curated record
CGGAUUGACACCUUCCAGAGCCGUCCCGAAGACAUCGUGGUGGUCACCUUCCCCAAAUCUGGCACCACCUGGGUCGAGAUUGUGGACAUGAUCCUGCAAGGCGGUGACCCUGAGAAGUGCAAGCGGGACAUCAUCUCCAAGAGGGUGCCCAUGCUGGAGUUUGCUGCCCCUGGGGAGAUGGAAGCAGGGACGGACCUGCUGGCCACCAUGCCCUCACCUCGUGUUAUAAAGACUCACCUUCCUAUACGUAUCCUGCCCAAAUCCUUCUGGGAAAACCGCUGCAAGAUGAUCUAUGUAGGGCGCAACGCCAAGGAUGUGGCCGUCUCCUACUACCACUUCGACCUGAUGAACAAGUUCCAGCCUCACCCCGGUACGUGGGCCGAGUACCUGGAGAAGUUCAUGGCUGGCAGAGUGGCAUAUGGCUCCUGGUACCACCCAGACAAGGACUACUGGGAGCAGCAGAACUACCUCUUCUACGAGGACUUGAAGGAGAACCUCCGCCAGGAGAUUGCCAAGGUGGCCCAGUUCCUGGGGCGGAAUCUGUCGGAGGCAGCGCUGGACACCAUCACCCAACACACCUCCUUUGAGGCCAUGCGCGACAACCCCACCACCAAUUACACCAUGGUGCCCUCCCACCUCAUGGACCACGGUGUCUCCCCUUUCAUGCGCAAAGGCAGCACCGGAGACUGGAAGAACCACUUCACUGUGGCCCAGAGCGAGCACUUCGACCAGGACUACAUGCAGAAGAUGUCGGGCACCGACCUGCGCUUCCGCACCCAGAUUUAA